AUUUUCCAUCUAACGGGAUUUCCCCGGGCGAACUCGGUUCCAAAGCAGGCAAACGAUACCCGAGGGAAAGGAAAGCCCCAAACGGCAGGGAUAGUGGCGGGGUAGGGGAUUAACCAGGAAACGGUAGCAGCAUUUUCCUCCCCGCGCCCAAGAAGUAGUGUGGUAGCGCCUCUCUCCCUCCCUCUCUCUUCCUGUUGUCUUCACUUUCACGUCUUCUACUCCCUUAAGGUGGUUAACUUUCGAUUUUGGUUUGGGUAUGUUGGAGACCGUCGGAACCCUAGCAUACUGAGUUGGGAUUUUUAAAAUCGUUCAAUUUGGAGGGUGGUUGGAAAGUAUCAUUUGUUUUCUGAAAGGGCCAAAUCAAGUAAGCCAGAAAAUCGAUGGAGCGACCAUCUUCUGAUUCUUUCAGUCUUGUACCAUCAAUCAGUACAGGGGUUUAAGCUUGAAAUGUGGUUAUAUUUCUUUGGGACGUCUCAUUAACUACAAACUGAAGCUUGAAACGAGAUGGCUACAAAGGUCGAACAACCUUCAGGGUCAACUUCUGCAACUUCUUCUGUAGCAGCAAGCAGUCCGAAAAUAUCUAUGUUUGGUAAAAAAACAGGGUUUGUUAUACCAAAGAACAAACUCUCUGGUUCUCUUGUUCCUAUAGUUAGAGGUGGCAGUAAGUCGGAAAUAGCUGAUGCGCCCAAGGAGGAAAGUAGUAAGCAGACGAGGAAAACAAAAUGGGGAAUUGAUCUGACACAAGAUAAUGCUGUUAGAAGAGGCAGAGCCUUGGCUUAUCAGACUCGGGCUGAGCAAAUUACGAAUCAACUGGAGUCAAGGACCCUGGACUUUGAAGAUGAUCAUGGCUCAGAACCACCAUCACAAACCCCAAAACAUAGUUCUUCUGAUCGUGGAGUUGAUAAAGAGUUAGAAGAGCUCUUGCAAUUGGAAAGGCGAGAAGCAAUAGGUGAAUGCAUAAAGUUGAAUCCUAGUUACAAGGCCCCACCUGGAUACAAGCCAGUGCUGCGAGAGGCUAAAGUUCCGGUCCCUCUGAAAGCAUAUCCAAAUAUCAACUUCAUUGGCCUCAUAUUGGGCCCUGACAACAGUACAAAAAAGCGGCUUGAAGAGGAAACAGGAGCUAAGAUUCAAACACGUGGUACCAAAGCUGGAUCAGGAGAGAAGGUGGAAGUCAAUCUGUCGGAUGAUGUUGGAGCUCAUGGUGUUUAUGAAGAAUUGUAUGUGCACGUAUCUGCAGAGACAUAUGAGAAAGUUGACUCGGCUGUUGCUUUAGUUGAAUUACUAGUCACCCCCGUAUCUGGAAAACCUGCCGCUUCAACAGAUUCAUCUUCAGUUUCUACUGAUGUUACUGCACGGAAUCAAAAUCAAGUCGAAGUGGCUCCUGCUGGAUAUAUGAUGCCGAUGGCUGCUGGUAACUUGGGGAUACAGACUGGUCCUCCUCCACAGGGUCUAUAUCUGCCGUAUAGUGGACCUUGGCAGCCUCCGAACCUCUACAUGCGGCCAGCUCCUUCCUUUGCCUUUAUGCCAAACGCGAUACCCAUGGCCAAUGCCCCUCAAAGAUUUCCUCCAUCCAACGUUACUACCUUCAAUGCUCCUCCAGUAUCGGGAGCUGGUCCAACUGCUUCGCCGAUGCUCAAUGCUGACGUGAUUCCCAUCAGAUCACAGCCCCCAGUCUCGGUUAUGCAGCAGCCUUAUACACAUGAAGUCAGACCACAAAAUCCAGUAGGACUUUCUAGUCGUCCUUUCCCUGUUCAGCAACCACAACCAUUUGCUAAUGCAAUACCUCGACCCAACACCCUUCCUCCACCAGCUUUUGCAUCUGGGCCAUCGCUACCAGCUGCAUCCUCAGGGAUGUCCGGGACAAGCGUGCAGGCACUUCCGCAACCAGCUGUGAUGCCACAAACGGGGGCUGUGACCGGUGGUCUGCUACCUAACAUGCCUCCUCCUGGAAACCCUUAUGGAUGGUCUGGUGCGUCAAGCGUGCUGCCAGCAAGAAUGACUAAUAUGACCCCUAUGCCUCCGCGCAUGAUGCCAGACUCGUCAAGGCCUGUUUCUUCAGUUACUUUACCUCCAACAGCAAACGGUAUGGCUGCAGCACCAGUCCAACGUCCAGCCGAAACGCGGACAUUCUCUUCACCCGCUCCCGGAAAUCCUGCUCUUCAGUCGCACAUGCAAAUGGCUGUUCAACCGACAGUAUCACAGCUAACCCCUGGUUCUACACUGUCACAGCCUUCGGCUCCUCUGGGGCCAAGGCCAAUACAAUCACCUUUACCUGGACGUCCACCUGUACCUCCCGCACUUCAAACACCAUCAAAUGCAAUGCCUGGUCCAUUGCCGGCACAAGCAUCAGGACUUGCCCCACCAGCACCUGUAGCGUCUCAACCGCUACCAUCAACCUCUCUGUCUCAAGUAUCUUCUCUGGCACGUCCCACGGUGCUGUCAAUUCAAUCAUCACCAGCUGCAUCGCCGAUACGACCUGGAGCGGCACGAGUAUCAGCACUUACACCAGGAUCCAUAACACCAGUUGCAACAGGACAAGGGUUACCACAGAUGCGGAUAGCGUCUCCACAACCAGCUGCUGCACCACUUGCUUCUGUUUCUGGAAGCCUGCCAAACUUGCCUUCCACGAACAUCUUUAGGCCUCAACGUCCAAGCUCCAGUGACUUUACAUUUCAGCCUCAGAAACCCCAAGCCUCUACCUCACAAGGUGAAACAAGACCUAGCAUGCAGCUAGCUUCUCAGAACCCUUUGUCCAGGCCACAAGUGCCACCUAUCCAAUCCCCACCUGUUCCGCACCCGCCAUCGUUCCGAGCCGUAGUGCACAAUCUUCAGCCACAACCAGGGAUACAUGGUUUUGCAAGGCCAAACGCCCCAAUAUCUAACCAAACAGUUAUUCAGAGACCUUCACAACCUGCUGGCUUUCGAGGCAAUCCAAACAUUGCCUCACCACCGCCGUUUGUCAACCCCAUGGGACCACCUGGUCCUAGACUGCUGAAUCAAGCUCUGCAGAGGGCACCACCAGGCAUCGGAGGAUCUCAGUCGCUGAAUAUGCCACCGCCACUGCCACUGCAUGGCUCUUUGCCUGUUCGUCCAGGUAACUUGCAGCAAAUACGUAACACGCCGGUGCCCAUGAACCAGCCGGCUGGCUUCGCCGUUAUGAGCCGGCCAACAAGCGGGAACCACGGGUACACUUCAAAUGUUAACCAGAUAUAUGAUCCGUUCUCUCCCACGUCUAUUCCGUCACAGCAGGGAGGCAAUGCAGCUAAGUCAGGAGUGGAAAGCCGGCAGCAGGACACUGAUGCCGAGUACGAAGAUUUGAUGGCUUCAGUUGGUGUUAAAUGAUUUUUCCAUUUCCAACUCGAUAAGCAACAUGAAUACUGGAAGAGCCCGAGUGGUUUAACCAGUAAUGAUGUGAAUAGUUGACAGGCAUGUCGAGGGGGAGAAAACGUUUUCUUUCUUAAAUACUUCAUACAUAUUCUGCAGAAGAAAUACCUUGCUCUUAGUUUUGUAAGUUAGCCAAAGCCCUGCCACAUAGGGUUCUCAAAUGUCCGAUUUCCGUUGAUUUAACUAUGAACUAGCGGCAAAAUCUUGAAGAUAAAGAAAAGCAUAUCUACGUCUGCA
Messenger RNA from Nymphaea colorata (pocket water lily), 3621 nucleotides. RefSeq lists its product as uncharacterized. Gene Ontology annotation, cellular component: nucleus. NCBI's taxonomy places the organism in Eukaryota, Viridiplantae, Streptophyta, Magnoliopsida, Nymphaeales, Nymphaeaceae. Gene Ontology annotation, molecular function: mRNA binding. Bases 505 to 3342 code for a protein of 945 amino acids. The record is from RefSeq and is a predicted model, not a curated record. The transcript is spliced from 10 exons. Gene Ontology annotation, biological process: regulation of mRNA splicing, via spliceosome.